Molecule: messenger RNA, 3633 nt
Organism: Musca domestica (house fly)
Lineage: Eukaryota; Metazoa; Arthropoda; Insecta; Diptera; Muscidae
Exons: 8
Coding region: 184-1647 (487 amino acids)
Biological process (GO): protein processing
Cellular component (GO): plasma membrane
Molecular function (GO): metalloendopeptidase activity
Source: RefSeq, a predicted model, not a curated record
UCUAUCUUUAUAUUCGGUGGUGUUGCAAUUUACGUGGUUGUGUUUACUUAAUUCAGCAAAUAUUUGGCGUAAUAUAGUUGCCAAUCGAAAACAAGUUAGCAAUAUGCAUUUUAAUUUUUGAACAAUUUAUGGAAAAAAUGGACAUUAGUGGUUCUUGAAAUCAGAAGUUUUGGUUUUAUUCCAAUGGCCACUUCUACCUCAUACGGUGGGAUUCAUUCUUCCCUUUUGCAAAAGCAAAUGUCUUUCAAGUCUUCAGUAGGACAUCAUGGCCAAUUUACAAAAGUUGAUGAUUUGGAAGCAGUUGAAACUGGAAAUAAUGACGCAACUUCAUCGCUCGAAUACAAAAAUGUAAAUCUUGGGAAAUAUAAAUCUGCUAUGAGUUGCAUAUGUUGUAUUCCAUGCUCCUGGAUACGUUCUUCAACUGCAGUACAUAAAAUAGCUAUAACAGCAGCAACAUUAGUUGUGACUUCAUUACUUGUGGCAUCCCCCAUUCUGUUUCUUAUCAGUACUGCACCGUCGCAACUGCCGCGAGAUUGUUACUUGGAUGAUAAUAACUGCAUUGGUGUAACAGCUGCACCACCGGAAUGCUCCGAGCCGAUAUGUAAAACGGCAGCCCAUAACAUUCAUGGCAACUUAAAUUGGAAUUUAAAACCAUGCACGGAAUUCAAAAACUUUAGCUGCUCUAAUAUCUCUUCUAACUCACCCAGAAUCAACGUAGCUCGCAGCGCUCAAGAAACAGUGGAUUUUCAAAUGCAGGAUCUCUUACAACACAAUACAACAAAUGGUCCUUUUAGAAAGCUUGGACGGUUGUACGGGAGUUGCUUACGUCAAGUCGCAGACUCCCCUUCAGUUAAGAUACUGCUGAACCAGUUGGGUGGAUAUUUGCCAAUUGGUGCUGUUGGACCCUCCAGUAUUUCAGAACUUUUAUCCAACAUAGAUCAAUUAGGUCCAUCCCCUGUCCUUGAUGUAUACUUUGAUCUAAGUUAUGGUAAACGCCCGCAUGCUAUUCUAAUUGUUAGCGCUCCAAGCACAUCUUCUCCCAUUCUUGAAAAUAAAGUAAGGUGGACUGGUCCUAAAGCUCCUCCAUUUCGUUUAAAACAAGAUCUGCAUAAGCUAUUACCUGAUAUAUUGGAAACGUUUUUACCAAAUGGGCUCUCGGAUGAACAACGUGAAUCUGAAAAUGAGGACAUAACUACAUUUAUAAAGGAGUUAAGCAAGAUACGGGUUGCGCAUUCGGAGGGAGGAUUUUGGGAGAGCACAGUUAUAUACAAUGUCUCGUCUAUGCAACAAAGGUACCCCUUGACCGAAUUCGUAUUUAAAUCGCUUAAAGCGUAUUUGAAAAGAGCACCAUCUCUUAAGGGAGCCGCCUUAGUGAAGUUAUCUGCUCUAAAAGUUCAAUCGGAUCUCUGGAAUGGAUUUCUUAAUGUGUCGAUGUUAAUAUCAAGUCUUCAAUCCGUUGAAAUAUCGUCUGACAAUUGGAUAGAUAACGUUUUAAACAUAUACAAAGGCAAAUUUAGCAUACCAACAGAAAAAAGUUUUAAUUCAGAAUCGCAUCAAACAUGGGCAUAUCCGAUUGUUGCAAAAACUUUCUACGACACUUUAAGUCACUCAAUAGGUUUUGUUCGACAUUCCAGUGAUCUAUGGUGAGACUAGUUAGUACAUUUAUGUUUAUCUUCGAUGGCUGUUUAUGAUGUCAACGAUGAAAAUUGGGAUCACAUUCUUGCGUUUUUGUGUCUGCAACGACUGCUAAAACCUACUCAGACACUUUGGAACUUUUAUCUUGGAAAAACUUGGAUACUUUUUUCCCAGAGCGUAUUUGUAUGUUCAUGUGUCUUCCUGACAUGCAUGGUUCUAAUCAAUCUAAACGGUCAAGUAGUAAAAAAGUUCAAGCGCAUCAUUGAAAUGUUAAUGUGUCUGAGUCCCGCGAUCUUCCCGCGUCGAAAAUUGUUUCGUUUGUCAGAAUCAACGACAUAAAUUUAGACCCGAUGAUCGGUAUAAAUUAUGAAGUGCGAUCAUCUCUGUAAAAUUGUCCUCUUAAAGGUCAUAAAGUAAAAAAAAUGUGUUAGUUCGAAAUGUAAUAAAGUCCAUCAUACAAUAAUGAUUCGGGAACAUAUUACAAUGGUAAUUCGACUCAAAUUUCCAUCGGAAAAUCUAAUGUUUCUGAAAAUUCCAAUUUCAGGCUAUCUAGUUAGUGAAUAAGGAUCCCGUCAAGUGUUCUACACCGCAAAGAACAAAUCUGUACUUUUUGAUACGGCUACGGUAAAUAUCGUUCACAAAGGUGUUUUGUGUCUAUAUAUAUAUUAUAUAUUAUAUAUGCGAUAUAUUAUAUAUCGUGCAUCAGAAACCUCUUUUAUUUCAGAAGGACUUUACAAACGUCUGAAUCUUCCCGUUCAUCCCGCUAAUGCUGCUGGAUCUGAAGUUAGUUGUUCGCUCUUGGCUACUGCUAGUAAAGCUUGUCGUAUACAAAUUAGCGGCCUAGUCUACCUGAUACUUAUCUGGCAUUAGAAGCAAUAGGUUAGUAUUGCGUACCAUUUCAGGGAAUAUUCCGCAAUUUGUGGCCAAUUCAAAGUUGAGGACGCAAAUCCUGACCUUCACUUGGCAUUGUACGCUGUUUGAUUUUAUCUACUUUGCACUUAACAAUAUGGUUAAAAACAGUUACACUAAAGGGGAAGUUUUUGAGGCAUCUUGUGAGGCUGACUGGGAAAGUCAGUCAGUUUCCAGUCAUAUCCUCGAUCAUAUAACUCGAUCAGGUUUCAAAGAUGGAUUCAGGAGUUUCAGCCGAAUUUCAUGUCUUUUCCGAUACCUUCAUAAAAAUAACUGACGUUCGCACCCGGCUGAUAAUAAUGGCUUAAAAGAUGGACAAUAAAUUUUCUUGUUGGACCGCCUUUGUUAGCGCCGCAUGAACCUCUCAUCAUAGAACAAACAUUAAGUCUAGUUAAUCGGUUUAGGAAUGUCCAGGCAAUUAUUGAAACAUAUUUGAAACAUUUAUACAUGCGGUAUAAAUGGAAAUUUUACAGAACGCGAGAUAGCAAUAGACGAACUAGUUGCUCAUUAGGCUGUAUUGAAACUGGUCAUGUUCGAGUCCGAUCCGAGAACGGCGCUGUAAGACGGUCAAUCAUGAAGUUGGUCGUUCUGGAUCCGAAUUCAACAAAAUGGAUUCAUCUGCGGUCCUCGCAACUGGUUCACCCAUGCAAACCGAGUCCGACUCCAUAUCUGUGGAUUCAACUGCGGCACCGGUCCCUUCUAAUAACUUCAAAAUUGAAAACUCGCGAAGCGAUUCCAGAUCUUUGGGUCCAUUCCUCAGUCGUUGGAAGAGUCGACAAAAAAAAAUAGGUUCCGAUUCAAGAAUGACGGCAUGCAUCGAAGAAUUGCUAACAAGUGUAAUGAUUGACAUACCAGGAACUGCCAAAGUAAAAGAAAGGAAGAUCACAACCCUCUUCUUCGCAUUGAUUCGAAGACCGCGUUAAACCCAUAAGUAAUCGUCGGCGUCGCCCGCAAACGGAUUAAAGGCACCGGACUGCAAAACGGUCCCUUAUACUACUCUCGUUAUGAAACUUUAAAUAUUUCAAUUUUUUUAAUAACUCAGCAAUUUUAAUAUUGGUUCAAUCACAUACAUUUGCAUUGUUUGCUGAA